GACCCUUCAGGUUUAGAGAGGCUAAGCCUCCCCGAGCCUUCAUUACAAUCCGCCCAUGCUUCCUUCCUUUCUUGUAUGGGGCUGUAGGGAGGGCCGGACACUUUAUAAACUUGCCUACAAACUUUGAGACAUGACACAGAGCUCAGAGAUCCCAGGAUCCCAGUACUGCUGCCACUGCUGCCUUAUCCCUGUGCUGCCGGUGCCUUCUUCUACCACUGUCCUUCUGAGCCCCCCUUCACUGCCACAUGAUGAGUCGACUUCUGCAGAGCAUAUUGGGGGUUCUGCUCUCAGCUCAGUUGGGGAUCCUAUCGCUCGCCGACCAGAACCUGCCAAACUUUACUUGCAUUGGAGAGUCCUGUUAUCUUGCCAUCUGGAACAGCAAGAAGUACAAGAAGGCAGAGAGACAGUGCAGUGACCUGGGGGGGCAUCUGAUGGCCGUGCGAAGCUCUGUGGAAGCCGAAGUCAUUGAGGUGCUCAUGGGCAAAUCUGCCGACUCAGUGGCCAGUGUGUGGAUAGGGCUGGAGCUGAAACAGAAGUGCAUGGAUAUCUCCCUGCCCCUGAGAGGAUUUCAGUGGGUGACAGGUGAGAGUGACACCAAUUAUUCCAACUGGAAGAGCAAUGACAUAAAAUGUGGGGAUCUGUGUGCGGUCGUUCACAGGGACCUGUUCUGGGAAGAAGCCCUUUGCACUUCCAAAACAGAUGGAUAUUUGUGCGAGAUCCCUUACUCUGCUUCAUGCCAACCCAUUUUUUUACCCCAAGGGUACGACAUCACCUACAAAACACCCCUGGGCAUGGCAGACCCAGGAAUCACCUUUCUGCCCCCUGAGACCAAGGCAGACAUACCCAGUGCCCACCUUUCACUAGUAUGUGGAGAUCAAGGUGAUGGAGAGAUGAAAUGGGCCUCUGAUGAGUUUGGAGCUUGGAACUGCAUGAUUGAAAAUGGGGGGUGUUCCUUUAUUUGUAAUGGGGAUACCGGGGUCUCAAAGUGUGAGUGCAGCCAAAACAUGAUCCUAAGUGAUGAUGGUAGGAGCUGUAUCCCCCCACCAAGUAGUCUGCAGUGCAUCCCUGACCAGUCAACUGGCACCUGUGUGUGUGCUGAGGGCUUCUCCCCGGCAGAGGAUGGAAGGACAUGCCAAGAUAUUGAUGACUGUGCCCUCAUCCCAGAUAUCUGUGAGCAGAGUUGCAUCAACACAGAGGGGAGCUUCAUAUGCACCUGCUUUGAUGGCUAUGAGAUGAUUGAUGGGCAAUGCGAAGACAUCAACGAAUGUGACAUCCCAACCACCAUCUGCGAGUAUGACUGCGAAAAUUUCCCUGGGGGGUACAACUGUGUCUGUGGUGAAGGUUACAUCGUUGACGAGAAAAAUCCUAAAAAGUGCAACCAGUUUUGCAACAGCACCAUCUGCCCUGCUUUCUGCAAUGACAACUUUGUUGACCAAUGCAAUUGCCCCGAAGGAUAUGUUCUGGACACAGAUGAAGAAUCUACAUAUCUGUGCAGAGAUAUUGAUGAAUGUGAAUCUAGAUUUUGCAAAGAUUUGUGUCAUAAUUUGCCUGGAAACUACAUCUGCUAUUGCCCAGAGGGCUUCAUCCUUGAGAAGGACAAUUCUUGUUCUCCUGCUGAAGGUUCAGGUGAAGGCAUCACAACCACAACAUUGCAACCUUUUAAACCAACUCCAUCUGGGGGUGACCAUUAUAUUCAGCAGCCCAUUAUGGCUUUUGGAAUCUGUGUGGGCAUCUUGUCCAUUCUCAUUGUCUUCAUAGCCAUCAUUUGCCACCUGGUGAGGAAGCACCACAUGGACCAAGCAACACUAGACUGUAAGAACCCAGAGAAAGGUGUGGUGCUCCAGCAGGUGAAAACAACAUCCUCGGUGAAAUUAUAGCAACUGUGCACUGCCACAAUGCAACAACUUUGCCCCCUCAAAAAAAAUUCUUCUUCACCGGGAUAAUGACAAGCAGGUGGAUACAGCUAACAGCUGGGUAAGGCUCACUUAUGCUCCAGGUCAGGUAUCCAGAGAGUAUGUUUCUGGCAACUUUGUUCAAUAUUUGUGUAAUCACUUGGGUGGAAGGUGUCAAGGAGCCGGGGAGCAGUAACCCCAGAAUAUAAAAACAGAAAAUCACUUUAUAUGCAUGUAAUAUAUGCUGUAAAUCAAGAAUGUCCAAACCAUUUGUAGAAAACAUUGUAUUUUAAUGUUACCUUUCAUAUAGCAGAGCUUGUAACCCCGACCUAUAAAGCAGUAUUAUUUAAAGUUCCAGAAGACACAUCAGUCUUCUUUACAGGAUAGGAAUAACUAUCUCUUCAGUUUCAAUGCAGUAUUUUGAUGUUUUGGUCUUACUGGUCCUUUAGCACCACUGUCUGCUGCUAUGGGCUUUUAAACAUACAACUGAGUUGUGCAAAUGCUCUGUCUGCAGCAAACAGGCACAAUGAGAGGUAUAACAUGUUCAUCUUCAUCAAAGGUCUCCUCUAAAGGUAUGUUCAAUGAUAUAUCACUGGCAUCAUGACAUUGAAGGGCUUUUUCACCUUUAAAAUAACUCUUAGUAGGAUGUAGAGAGUAAUAUACUGUGUAGGUUUUCAUUUUUUUAAUAUUUGUUUUUGAGUUAUUUAACUUUUUAUGCAGCAGCUGACCGGUUUGCAAUUUAAGCCAUUUGAUUGCUAGGAUUCAUAUUACCCUCACAAAUUGAUUUGAAUAAGAGACUGCAAUGUGAAUAGGAGAGGCCUGAAUAGAAAGAUGAGGACUAAAAAGUAGUA
Molecule: messenger RNA, 2743 nt
Organism: Xenopus laevis (African clawed frog)
Lineage: Eukaryota; Metazoa; Chordata; Amphibia; Anura; Pipidae
Product: thrombomodulin
Exons: 1
Coding region: 246-1877 (543 amino acids)
Source: RefSeq, a predicted model, not a curated record